This is a messenger RNA of Bufo gargarizans (Asiatic toad), 4288 nucleotides long. RefSeq names its product prostaglandin F receptor (gene PTGFR). Lineage: Eukaryota; Metazoa; Chordata; Amphibia; Anura; Bufonidae. The coding region runs from base 388 to 1518 and encodes 376 amino acids. Gene Ontology annotation, cellular component: plasma membrane. The record is from RefSeq and is a predicted model, not a curated record. The transcript is spliced from 3 exons. Gene Ontology annotation, molecular function: prostaglandin F receptor activity. Gene Ontology annotation, biological process: adenylate cyclase-activating G protein-coupled receptor signaling pathway; inflammatory response; positive regulation of cytosolic calcium ion concentration.
ACGGCAAUAGUCGUGUGUGUGAUUUCCACGUCUCACAAUGGUUAACUGAUGUGGGAGGGGUUGGUUGGGCUUCUGGAGAUCCACAUUGAUUUUUAUGUUCAGAGCGAAAGCCUUGCUGCUGCCGGAUAGUCCUGCUCUGCCCAACUGCUUGUGUAUGCCCACUGGAUGCCCGGGUCCAGACAGCAAGACUCCACACAUGGGGGCAGGAGAAAAGUCCCAGUAACCCCAGGAUCUAUGUCCAGGCGGAGGAAGGGGACUCAGUCUUUCUGGGGACUUCAGUCUCCUCUACUUUAAGUGCUGCCAUGCAGUAUGAGCCUGGACCAGGAUGGAGGGUGCAGUGACUGGUUGCGUUGUAUUAUGGAGAUGAUUUGAUCUUCUCACCCAACAAUGAACAACAGCACGGAGGAGACAUCGUAUAGGGGACUUCUGUCCCCAUCGAACACUACAGACCUCAGGGACUUCAAGAUAUCGGUCUUGUUUUCCAUAGUAUUCAUGACGGUGGGGAUCACAUCCAACAGUCUUGCCAUAGUCAUACUCUUGAAGGCCUACCAGAGGUUCAGGAAGAAGUCCAAGGCCUCCUUCUUAUUGUUUGCCAGUGGCUUGGUCUUCACUGACUUAUUCGGCCAUCUCAUCAAUGGGACUAUCGCGGUCUUUGUCUAUGCCUCCAAUAGAGAAUGGUCAAAAUUUGAUCAUGCGAACAUUCUGUGCAGCAUAUUUGGCAUGUGCAUGGUGUUCUUCGGCCUCUGCCCACUCUUACUAGGGAGUGUGAUGGCGGUUGAGAGGUGUAUCGGAGUCACUGAGCCCAUCUUUCACUCAACUAAAAUGACCUCAAGACAUGCCAAGAUGAUCUUGGCUUUCGUCUGGCUCUUUGCCAUCUCAGUGGCUUUGUUGCCUAUUGCAACUUUAAGAUCCUACCACAUCCAGGCCACCAAGACAUGGUGUUUUUUCAAGACUGAACAGAUUGAAGACUGGAUGGAUCAGUUCCAUUUGCUGUUUUUUUCCUGUUUGGGGCUCCUUUCUUUGGCCAUCUCAUUUGUAUGCAACGCCAUGACUGGAAUAACAUUGAUCAGAUCCAAACUGAAAAGUCAGCAACACAGAAAAGGCAGAUCCCAUCACCUGGAGAUGAUAAUCCAGCUGCUGGCUAUCAUGUGUGUCUCGUGUAUUUGCUGGACUCCGUUCUUGGUUACAAUGGCAAAUAUUGGAUUAAAAAACUACGGAUCUCAGGACCCUCACGAGACAAUCCUUUUUUCUCUUCGGAUGGCCACUUGGAAUCAAAUAUUAGACCCAUGGGUUUAUAUUCUUCUAAGGAAAACAGUCCUAAGAAAACUUUUCAGAAUUGUCCAGCGUUGUUGUGGCAUAGAAAUCAUAGAUUUACAUGGUUGGGAAUUUAGCUCCAUCAAAAACUCCCUCAAGGUCGCUACAGUCUCGGAACAUCCUGGUUGCUCACGAACAAAUACCUUGAGUAUCUCUCCAAAAACAGAUACAGAACAAAAAUGUGAACUCAUUGAAAGAAAUUAAAGCACUUUUUCAACAGUUUGUCAAAAAUUAUAUCCCCAAAAGUGUAUAUGAUGAGGCUAUGUCAUCAUGGUGAUCUAAUACAGAGUGACCUCAUGCACCUUCAGCAAGACUGAUAUAUUUCUUAGCAUGGCAAACAGCAUAGACCUCUUUUUGUGCCACAAUGAAGACUGUAAGUCUUGUAAACAGUAGGCAAUGAUCCGUAAGAUGUAUAUGAUGGUAAUUUCAUGUACUGUAUAGCUUAAUGAAUGGCUGGUUGGGUGUAGUGUGACUUUCUCAUUAUAGAAGGGAUUACAAAGAUGUUCAUAUGCAAAUGAUGAUAAGCAGCUACCCAUCAGGCUAUUUUAAUUUUAAACCAAAUUAACAAAAUAGGGAGAAUAUUUUCAAAAACUUAUAUACAAUAAAAAUAUGAAUGGGGAACACAAAAACAACAAUUAAGAUUUUAAAGGGUCACUAAGUUUUCACAAAACUUAGAUCAGUGCGGGUCUGAGGGCUGAGAACCCCACGAGCCCAAGAAAGAGGGGAGGAAAGCUUGUGCAUAAUGCACUCUCUAUCCUCGCUGCUGAGGUUGGAAUCAAGAUUGGCGCAUAGACUUCUAUGGAGCCCAUCUUGUGCAGCGAGGAGAGAAAAGGCGCUAUACUCGUGGUUCUCUCCCCUCGACCGUGGCCAAUGUUACCAUGGAGCUCUAGCUUAAAAGUCAAUUAGAGCUGAAGUGGUAGAUACGUUUUUCUAAAUGUGUGGACCACUUUGUUCAGUCACAAAUCCUUAUAAUUUUUGGAAAUUUCUAAAUUUCCUAUUAAAAUGUUCAAAAAUUUAAUUAGCCAUUCAAAUAUUCAGCCAAAUGUUCCUAUUCUCAAUGACAGAGGGAUAACUGAUAGUUUUUGCCCUGUUAAAAACAAGAUUCUUGAUUUAAAAGAUUUAAUCUUUUUGUAUUUGACGUUUAAGAUUUUUAACCUAAUUUUAAUGUAAUGUGUUCAUAUUUUAUGUUCUUACGUGCAUAAAAAAUGUGCUGUUCAUUUGAAGCUAUUUUUAUAAAAGUUUUUGAUAAUAUUCUCCAAAAACACCAUGCCAUAUACAUUCAGUAUUGCCUUGCAAGUUCACUAAUAACACGUAAACUAAAUCUAUAUUUUUUAAAGAAGCAAAAGGAAUGUAAAUGUUACAUUUUCAUGUGCUUUUUUUGUAGCAUUUUUGUCUUAACAUAUAGUGCAAUAUUACUGUAUAUAUAAAUAUAUUUAUGUCAGGAGUCAAAAAAUGUCCGUUCUGUGUUUGUGUUUAUAUCAAAAUCUUUAUUGUAUAUUUGUCUAGGUAACUAACAUUUCAUGAUGUGCACAAAAUGUUUGUUUUUUUUAAAUCUAAAAUUUGGAUUGUUUAUGGAGGAAAAAAGUAUUCUAUGAGAAAUGGUAAUGUAACGGUAAUGUUGUGAAUUUUUGACAAAAUGUCCUUUAAAUAUUCAGCUUGAAUUUAGAACAGAAUAUUUCUACUGUUAUUUUCUUGACACUAAAUUCAAGAAAAACACAGUUACUUUCGGUAUAAUAUAUGAUGAUGCAGCUCAACUAAUUCUGGGAAGGAGGAGACCAAUAAUGGAGCCAUCAUUACACAUAUGUGAAUGGAGGAUGGAAUAUAAAAAAAUUACAAAAAGCAAAAAACAAAACAAAACAACAUGUACAGUAAUAUUACUUCAACUGGGCAUCAAAGGAAUCAGAUUGGUGCCAGAUUAUCAGAACUUCUGUUGCCCAGGAUAAAAACAAAAACUGUUAAAACAAAAACAUGAAACCCAGAAUAUUUACCAUGAUUAAGCUAAAAAACAUUCUGUUCUGAUUCAUUUCUUAAUAUAUAUUAAGUUGAUAUAGAACUCCAAAUUCACUUCAUAGUUAUCAAGUUAAAAUAAUGAAUUCUAGUCGCCUGCACCUACCACUAGGGGGAGCUUAUAAGCCCACUGCAUACUUUUACUGAGUUCAACGCAUUACCUGUAUGCUGUAAGCUAUUAAGCUAUUCCUAUGGGCAGAAUGUUAUCAUUUUGCUUGAGAUUGUAAAGGAUUUGGAACUCUGUUUCAGAAGUACAGAUUUAUGUGCCUCCAUAGAUACAGCUUACAAUUAAGCCUGUGUGCAGUCAGAUCUUUAAAGGGGUUGUCUCAAGAUUUAAACUUACCCCCUAUCCACAGGAUCUGAUCAAUUUGGGUCUGACCGCUGAGACCAAUCACAACUGCAUCCCCCCCAUAUGAACAAAGCAGAAGUUGGGUAUUCGUGCUGCUGCUCCAGUUAACUCUAUGGGACUGCUGAAGAGAAGCCAAAUACAGUGCUCGGCAAUCUCCACCAGAAUGGAGUGGUGGUACACAUGCUUGAAAACCAUUCACACAAGGAGGGACACAGGACCCCUAUCCUUGUGAUUGGUGGGGACCCGUCAGUCAAAUCACCACCACAGGACACAUCUCUUAUCCUGUCUCAUAGUUCUGCAUAGGAGCUGUGUACACAAAUCUGAUUUUUAAUCAAGACUGUUUGCAAAAUUGCUUACAUUUUUUGGAACGGCUAAAAAAUUGGCUGCAAGAAAAGUCAUAUUCAUUUAGUUUCACUUGUUACCAUACUCCGAUACAGUCAUUUUCAAAUGAUUCAAAGCUCGGUCUUUGGAUGUACAGCUCUAGAUAAAUGUAAGUGUAAUUGCCAUUUUGCACUAAUUUAUAUGAACAAAUUAGAAUUCAUGUUUUAACGUUUUGUCAAAAUUGGGUCUUUCUAGUUCAGGUUUUAAUUAUUAAAUGAUCCAAUUUUUUGAAAAAAG